Hydractinia symbiolongicarpus is the source of this 1925-nucleotide messenger RNA. RefSeq lists its product as uncharacterized. The transcript has 2 exons. Bases 714 to 1076 code for a protein of 120 amino acids. The record is from RefSeq and is a predicted model, not a curated record. Lineage: Eukaryota; Metazoa; Cnidaria; Hydrozoa; Anthoathecata; Hydractiniidae.
CAAUUAAUCAUUUACAAAUAUGUAUGUAGUUUUCUUUUAUGUUCAAUGGCUAUGUACUAAGUGUCGAUGGGUCACAUAGGAAUUGUGCCUCUUGUUUGUCUGUAACUCUGAUAAUCUUGUUAAAAUUUUGCCACUAUGCCAACGAUUGUUACAGUAAUACCAAUAAUGAUAAAGGCUGCACUUUUGCUUUUCAGUCACUUUAGCAUUCUAACCAGCGUUAUUUGUUUGGUGUACGAUAUUCUUCGAUUUGAUAUAUGCUAAGGAUCAGCUUUAUCAGAGUUAUGUCUUGGUUACCUAGCUGUACAGUCAAAGUAGCCACAUACAGUUGGCUGCAGCUAUUUAAUGUUGGCCAUAUUAUAGAAGGCGUGCAUUUUUUGUUUUGUGUUAAAGCACAGGGGUGGGUGAGAUGAUUUGAUGUUAUAGGAAGUGCUGUGACCAACUCUAUAGCUCAUUCUAAAAAAAAUACAAGAUGACUUAACGACACGGAACUUUACAUGAAACUUGUUUCCAUAUAAAGAAUAUUCCAAAGUAAUUUGUUUUGUUAGGAGUUACGGUAACCUGUGAAUUUGUUGUCGGAUCAUAAGUAAUAACUCAACAUAUGUAUCUGAUCAACGCUUGUGUUUGUAAUAAUAGCAGUAUUAUGUAGUAUAUUUUAUUAUCAUUUGGUUUGACAUUUUCUUUCUUUUUAGUUUAAGAAUUAAACCUGAGAUAGUAUGAAUGAACUUAGACAGGUGUUAUAUGCCUCAGUUUUUCUUACAGUGUGUUACGCUGUUAACAAUGGGGGACCGACUAUUCGAGGUACUACGAUUUCAAAUAAAUCAGGAGUCGACAAAUACUGCAAAAAUAAUCCAAGCAAAUGUCCUAUAUUAAAAUACAAGAGAAAUGAUACUGUAGCUGACAAUAACAUCCAAAACAAUAAAAAUGGUAGCGCUGGAAUUGCCAAAAGGUUUAGAUCAGGCGUUAUUGCCGAUUUGAAAAGAUUACGACGAGAGACAAAAAAUAUAUUAAAACGAACAUUUAUUAAAAAGCAAAAAAAAAAGCAAUCAACCCGCCAAAGACUUAGAUCAAAAUACUAAAAGAAGGUGGUCCUGUAGCGGACUGUUGAAUUAACUGAUUUAUUAUUGUAGACUGUAAAUUAUUGUUUCAAAUUAGAUAUUGACGAAAAGUAAUUAAAAAAUAAAAUAAGUUAACAUCAAUAUUUUUUUAUACCGUAUAUAGAAAAUUGCAAAGUUAAUGUUUUUUUCAUCAACUAUUUUGAACAUAUAAAAACCCUAUCAAGGGGCAGGCAAAGCAAAACGUUGAUUUUAAAAUAUAUAUUCAGUUAACUUUGAAUCAACUGCCGCAUAUAUUAUAACAUUAUUGUAAUUUUUCUUGACCGGAGAUUUAAUUUGUUCUUGGUUAAGUAAAUAUUGUUUCACCUUCAACCCUAUUUCAUUUCAUUUGAAAUAAAAAGUUUGUUUUUGAUUCCAGAAAGAAAAAGCAAUGUUGUACAUUGUCAAAAGAAAAACAAAAAAAGUUGUUAUGUUGUUGAUAAAAAGUUGAUUGUUAUAAAUGUCAGUAAUCUGAGUUAUUUAGCACCAACCUUGGUCUUUAAUAUAUUAAAGGUAAAUUAGAAAUAAAUAAAUUAAAAAGAUAAAAAAUGGAAAAAAUUGACUUUUUAAAGAGUGUUGACGUCAGCAUUAAAACUUUGAUGUUAAAUCACUUCUAGUAUUAUAGUCAGUUACCUGGCUAAGCUUCAGAGUCAUAGCAUUUGCCCUUCCUUGAAUUCAAUAGUGGUGGUAAAAUUAGCCCCCCCCCCACUACCCUCUCUAAAAACGAGACUCAAAGUACCACCCCUACAUUAAGAUAACGUUAAUUUAAAAUUUGAGAUUGUGCAGGUAGAGUUUCAUUUAUAAUGAACUUCUUUAAUUGAUGCACAAUAUGAA